AGUCGGGUGUAGGGAAGUCGACUCUGAUCAAUCGAAUCUUCGGUCUGGAAGUUGCGCAUGUCGCAAAAGAUCGACCAGGGCAAGCAGCUAUCGAGAAAGAACUCAUUUCAGAGGAGAACAACAGAUUCAUCUUGCACGACAGCCGAGGUUUCGAACCAGCCGAAGGCAGCAACUAUGACGUCGUGAAGUCAUUCAUAGAAGAGAGGAAGGGAAUGCCAGAUGUCAAAGAUCAGCUUCAUGCGGUCUGGUUAUGUUUCCAGGUACCAAUUCUAAAAUACGGCGAACGGCUGCUGGAGGACGGUGUGGAAGCGUUCCUUCGCUUUGCUCAGGAAGCCUUAGCGAACAUCCCGACUAUAGUGGUAUUUACCAAGUACGACAGACUUGUAAGUUUCGUGAGAAAGAAGAAAUCAGCAGACCCUGAGGUGGAGGCAAAACGAUAUUUGCAAACGUAUUGCAUCGAGCCAAUUCAAGCCUUCACGGGAGGCACAAACAUCUCGCAUGUUGCGGCUAGCUCGAAACACAAGUGCGAGCGGGGGCUCGAGGAGCUGAUAAACCUCACUCAGGAAAAGGUAUCUAAGAAUUUCGCCUCCCCGGAGAAUGCAGUAUCGCCAGUGCAUUUGGCGGCUGUAGGGGCCCAACGAAUGUUACCGACAUUGAAGGUCGAGUUGUCCAUCGAAGUAGGAAAGCAGAGAUACUGGAGGGCAUUAGCUUCCAGCGCAAAUUUCCAGGGCUAUACCAUGCCGAACUGUCUUCGUGUCAUACACACCGACAUCGUGCUAGUUUGGAAUUUUUAUGAUCUUGACGAAUAUCUGAAUAGCUCAGAAUUUCUGAAUCUGAUGAUGAGCAUGGUUGAGACUGUUGAUGUGGCCACUAGGUCAACAUCUGAACCUGCCCCUCUCAGAUGUAGCGACGCGUUUGCCAUAGGAGAAAAACAAACGUGGAGUUUACCCGCGUGAUGGCAAAGUGUGGCUCUGCUCCUUGAUAGCAAUGAUAGAUUUCACCGGAGAGACGAUUCAUCCUGUUUACAAGGUCACCACUGCGAAUGUUGAAAAAAGCAACUCAAUUUUCAGGUUUCCUAGACGCCCACCACCUCGAACCAUGUCUUUGCCUCUACAGUUAUCCUAUAUCAAGUUGGAAGACGCGAAAGAUGUCGAAUCCGUAGAGCUCGUCGUCAAUAACAUGGUAUACCCUAUACCUCGAAGCGAUCAGCAGAGUGGCGCAUUUCACA
Pisolithus orientalis is the source of this 1228-nucleotide messenger RNA. RefSeq lists its product as uncharacterized. The record is from RefSeq and is a predicted model, not a curated record. NCBI's taxonomy places the organism in Eukaryota, Fungi, Basidiomycota, Agaricomycetes, Boletales, Pisolithaceae. The coding region runs from base 213 to 956 and encodes 247 amino acids. The transcript is spliced from 14 exons.